CAUUAUUAUACAAAUAAAAUAAAUUUUGAUGAAAUUAUUUCAAGUCCUGAAUUUAUAAAAUCUGAGGAACCUUUAUAUAUUGUUGAUUUGGCUGAUAUUGUUAAUAAAUUUUUUGUAUGGAAAGAAGUAAUGCCACGAGUUCAACCAUUUUAUGCUGUAAAAUGUAAUGAUCAUCCUGUUAUUUUGAAAUUAUUAAGUGAAUUGGGUACUGGAUUCGAUUGUGCUUCUAAAGGAGAAAUUAAUCGUGUUAUGAAUUUAGAUGUUCAAUCAAAUCGUAUAAUAUUUGCAAAUCCAACAAAACCAAUUGCUCAUUUAUUACAUGCAAAACAAUAUGGUGUAUAUACAAUGACAUAUGAUGGAGAAUAUGAAUUACAUAAAAUUAAAAAAUAUUUUCCUAAUGCUAGCUUAGUAUUAAGAAUUCGUUGUGAAGCUGAAAAAGCACAAUGUCCAUUGGGUGAAAAAUUCGGUUGUGAUCCAAUCAUUGAUGCACCAAAAUUAUUAAAAAUUGCAUAUGAUUUAAAUUUAAAUGUUGUUGGUAUUUCAUUUCACGUUGGAUCUGGAUGUCAAGAUUUUCCUGUUUAUGAACGAGCAAUAGCACAUUCAAAGAGAUUAUUUGAAUAUGGUGAAACAUUAGGUUUUAAAAUGAAUUUACUUGAUAUUGGUGGUGGUUUUCCUGGGAAGAAAAAUUCAAAAAUUCUUGAAGUUGGUGGUAUCAUUAGCCGAGCCUUAAAUAAAUAUUUUCCACCAGAAGAUAAUAUAACUAUAAUUGCAGAACCAGGUCGUUUCUUUGUUGCAUCAUCACAUACAUUAAUUUGUAAAGUACAUUCAAAACGUGAAGUUGUACGUGAAAAUAAAUUAGAAAAAGUAAUGUAUUUUAUUAAUGAUGGUGUCUAUGGUUCAUUUAAUUGUAUUUUAUAUGAUCAUCAAGCUGCAACACCACAAUAUUUAAAAGAAAAUAUUAAUGAGAAAGAUGAAAAUGGCAAUAUAAUGAAAUAUAAAAGUUCAAUAUGGGGUCCAACUUGUGAUGCUCUAGAUCAAAUAUGUGAAGAAGUUUAUUUUCCAAAACUUGAAAUCGGUGAAGUUAUCAUUUUUGAAAAUAUGGGUGCAUAUACUGUACCAAUAGCAAGUGCAUUUAAUGGUUUUCCAUUACCAAAAAUCCAAUUCUUUAUGAAUAAAAAAUAUAAA
Messenger RNA from Condylostylus longicornis, 1185 nucleotides. RefSeq names its product ornithine decarboxylase 1-like. The record is from RefSeq and is a predicted model, not a curated record. The transcript has a single exon. The annotation marks the transcript as partial. NCBI's taxonomy places the organism in Eukaryota, Metazoa, Arthropoda, Insecta, Diptera, Dolichopodidae. Gene Ontology annotation, cellular component: cytoplasm. Gene Ontology annotation, molecular function: ornithine decarboxylase activity.